GGGGCUAGCUGCAAGGCUAACCGAUAAGGAUAAGCAAGGAGGCAAGACAGGGCAGGCCGUGUAAUUAUGUUGAAGUAGGUAGUGGCAAUUGUCUUUCUGUCAACUUGAUCAUCACGCAGUACGGAAUUCUGAUCUGUUCCAACCAUGAGUCUAUAUCGUUCUGCAGCACUCUCCAGUCGAAUUAAAAAGUCUACCCCUUCAUUGAAGCGAAGUUCAUCCUCCCCCUUCUCUUCCCUGCCCAAAAGGAAACCUCCACAACGUUCGAAAUCGAGAGCAGACUGUGAUGAUGACGAAGAGGAGGACUUUUUUGAUGAUAAACUUGAUGAUAUAGGUCUGGUCAAAGCUCUUGCAACUGAUCUCACCUUACGGGAUGUUGCGCAAGCUAUUCAAUAUAUCAAGGGUAGGAUGUGGAACCAUAUGCCAGUGCAGAGGAGUGGUAUGAAUUCCACACGAAUUGCGGAGGUCCUCAACUACCGGGAUUCAUUACCAAAUAUCGUUACUGUCUCACAUGUUCAAGCUUUACUAAACUCUCCUACUGCUGCUGAACGAGAGAUCGUAGAAUUAGUACAUGGAGGGGCGAUAAGAAAAGUUGUUGUGGGUGGGAGAGGAAGCCUUGGGGAAUUUUUGAUAUUGGUGAAGGAUUUAGAGAUCAUGAUAGAGAGAAGCAACCUUACAGCUUCCUCAAAAGAAGACUUAAAGAAACUACUGUGUGAAAAUCCUACCGCGCUAAAGUUUCCUAGAUCCCAAUUCACGGAAGAAAACGCCCACAAAUUGAUACAUGCUGGCUUCCUUACCUCGUCAACGACCAAUUACACGGUCACAGAUCAUUUCUCGAGGCCAGGUGACGGUUCAAAAGGAACCCUUACUUCACUAGACAGUAUCUCAAGGGCAGGUUCCGGAUCUCUAGCUGCCGUUGGUGGUGAAGGGGCAGUUCAUGCUUCUGGAGGGAGUGGAGGCGGCGCUCGAUUGUCGGGAAAGGGCGAUUUCACUUUUUCCCUUCCAGCAACAGGUCAAUUUUUGAAACUGUUGAGUAAUGCCCGCCUUCACCUCGUGUCCUUGCUCUCGAAAUCGAAGUAUCGAGAAGCACCCGAAUCUCUUCUACGGCAGCGGUGGGAUGGUGGAAUCGAAACAGACGAAGCAACUAGCACGGCCAAGAGGCAUAGAGGAGAAUUCUCUGGCGUUCUUCCUGGCAAAACCAGGAAAUGGAAGCAGUUUUAUGGAAUCUCGUUUGAAUGGAUAUUGGCAGAGUGUGUUGGCGCAGGCUUAGUUGAAGUCUUCGAUACCAGGAGCAUUGGGAGGGGCGUACGUGCAUUAUAAAUAUCACAUGGAGGAUCCGGAGUCUAUCUGGAAUACCGUGGGUGGAUUUUCAUCCUUCGCGAUCACUGUCGUUUGGAACGGUAGAUGAAAUUAGAUUGUUCGAGUCUACAGGGAGAAACAAUGCUUGGUCUAGACUGGCAUAAGUUUGGUAAGCUCCAUAUAAUGUAUAAAAUUCAUAUCAAAUGCGGAGAUCACCAAUGGGUGGAGUUCACUACUGCAUGUUCAGCAGCGGAGCAUUUUGAAUGAACAGUGCUCAGGUCUCGGGGGUAUCAAUUUUCCUUCUGUUCAGGGCUUGUUGCAUGCAAACACGCAUGCGAUGGGAGAAUAGAGUUGGAUAUCUAGUAAACCUCACACAUAAUCAAUGUUCUAAUUCGAAUUUGAUAAUUGAAUGUUUAUGAUGUUUCAACUAGAAUUCAACAAUCAAAUGCUCUUUCUUUAAACUUUCA
Molecule: messenger RNA, 1763 nt
Organism: Botrytis cinerea B05.10
Lineage: Eukaryota; Fungi; Ascomycota; Leotiomycetes; Helotiales; Sclerotiniaceae
Exons: 1
Coding region: 145-1317 (390 amino acids)
Biological process (GO): positive regulation of Ras protein signal transduction; protein phosphorylation
Molecular function (GO): protein serine/threonine kinase activity
Source: RefSeq, a predicted model, not a curated record